AUGUACGGCUCACACGGGUCGUAUAGCUCCUUGAGCACCAUGUCGGCGCCCCUGGACUUUACCUCGACCAACAUCCGCACCCACGAUGCCAGCUGCGCCUUUCCCUCUUGGCCGCGCCGCUCGUCCCUGUCGGACUCGGAGCACGAGGAGCCCCAUGCCACCUCGUUCCUCUCCGACGACGACCUCUUCCUGUCCGACCCCUUCGAUGACGAUGCCCGAAGCGUCUCCAGCGCAAGCAGCGCCUCGUCGCCCUUUGCCGUCGCCUCGCCGCCUCGCCUCUCCGACGAGGAGGUGAUGAGGAUGGAGCGCGACCGCGCGGCCAUGCAGCGCGAGAUUCUGCGCCAGGUCAAGCAGGACAAGGAGAGACGGCGCCAGACGGUCCUGCGGGCGCGUCGCGGCAGCGCCAAGAAGAGUCCCAAGCCCACCAAGCCCGCCUGCCUGACCACCAUCAAUGAGACCAGCGAGUGA
Hirsutella rhossiliensis is the source of this 468-nucleotide messenger RNA. RefSeq lists its product as uncharacterized. The record is from RefSeq and is a predicted model, not a curated record. The transcript has a single exon. NCBI's taxonomy places the organism in Eukaryota, Fungi, Ascomycota, Sordariomycetes, Hypocreales, Ophiocordycipitaceae. Bases 1 to 468 code for a protein of 155 amino acids.